AUGGUAGCCGCAUGCUGCGGCCACAUCGGCGGUCAUGUGCCAGUGCUGUACCAGGACAUCUCCCCACAAGUGUACUGUGGACGAGCUCUCGCCAGAAGCUUGGCGCUAUUGUGCUAUGAAGGACCUAUGAAUGAGAAGAGAUCGGAAAUUGGGACUAUGUAUAAUGCACUCCUCCCUCCAUACUACAAAGAAAGUGACGAAGACAUCAGCAAUGAAAGCGGUUGGUGGGUACCCCUUCACAAGGCUAGAAGCAUGAGUCUUCCAUCACGAAACAAACGCUUAGUCGUCAGCGAGUGCUGCGAUAAGCCUUGCAAAAUCAGUGAACUAAUGGCGUAUUGU
Messenger RNA from Brenthis ino (lesser marbled fritillary), 339 nucleotides. The record is from the annotation of a GenBank genome assembly. NCBI's taxonomy places the organism in Eukaryota, Metazoa, Arthropoda, Insecta, Lepidoptera, Nymphalidae.